AUGAAUGAUCUACCUGAUAUAGAGACCAGGAAUGUAGAUUCUAAUCACAGUGAAUCAUCCAUGACAGAGAAUGAUGUACCUGAUAUAGAGACCAGGAAUGUAGAUUCUAACCAGAGUGAGUCAUCCAUCACAGAGAAUGAUGUACCUGAUAUAGAGACCAGGAAUGUAGAUUCUAAUCACAGUGCGUCAUCCAUCACAGAGAAUGAUGUACCUGAUAUAGAGACCAGGAAUGUAGAUUCUAAUCACAGUGAAUCAUCCAUCACAGAGAAUGAUGUACCUGAUAUAGAGACCAGGAAUGUAGAUUCUAACCAGAGUGAGUCAUCCAUCACAGAGAAUGAUGUACCUGAUAUAGAGACCAGGAAUGUAGAUUCUAACCACAGUGCGUCAUCCAUCACAGAGAAUGAUGUACCUGAUAUAGAGACCAGGAAUGUAGAUUCUAAUCACAGUGCGUCAUCCAUCACAGAGAAUGAUGUACCUGAUAUAGAGACCAGGAAUGUAGAUUCUAACCAGAGUGAGUCAUCCAUCACAGAGAAUGAUGUACCUGAUAUAGAGACCAGGAAUGUAGAUUCUAACCACAGUGCGUCAUCCAUCACAGAGAAUGAUGUACCUGAUAUAGAGACCAGGAAUGUAGAUUCUAACCACAGUGCGUCAUCCAUCACAGAGAAUGAUGUACCUGAUAUAGAGACCAGGAAUGUAGAUUCUAAUCACAGUGCGUCAUCCAUCACAGAGAAUGAUGUACCUGAUAUAGAGACCAGGAAUGUAGAUUCUAACCAGAGUGAGUCAUCCAUCACAGAGAAUGAUGUACCUGAUAUAGAGACCAGGAAUGUAGAUUCUAAUCACAGUGCGUCAUCCAUCACAGAGAAUGAUGUACCUGAUAUAGAGACCAGGAAUGUAGAUUCUAACCAGAGUGAGUCAUCCAUCACAGAGAAUGAUGUACCUGAUAUAGAGACCAGGAAUGUAGAUUCUAAUCACAGUGCGUCAUCCAUCACAGAGAAUGAUGUACCUGAUAUAGAGACCAGGAAUGUAGAUUCUAACCAGAGUGAGUCAUCCAUCACAGAGAAUGAUGUACCUGAUAUAGAGACCAGGAAUGUAGAUUCUAAUCACAGUGCGUCAUCCAUCACAGAGAAUGAUGUACCUGAUAUAGAGACCAGGAAUGUAGAUUCUAACCAGAGUGAGUCAUCCAUCACAGAGAAUGAUGUACCUGAUAUAGAGACCAGGAAUGUAGAUUCUAAUCACAGUGCGUGA
Messenger RNA from Gigantopelta aegis, 1245 nucleotides. Its product is annotated as protein FYV8-like. The coding region runs from base 1 to 1245 and encodes 414 amino acids. The record is from RefSeq and is a predicted model, not a curated record. The transcript has a single exon. Lineage: Eukaryota; Metazoa; Mollusca; Gastropoda; Neomphalida; Peltospiridae.